UACUGUGGCGAGGGGGGCGUGGUUUAGCGGAAUCCGCAACGGGAGAGAGACGGAGGGAGCAGAGCGAGGCGUAAGUAGGUCAAAUGCAAUUAACGAACACGUGUGUUUGAUUGCAGUAAUUGGCGUGGAGAGACCGGAUAUAAGCCGAGUCACCGCAGAGAGAAGGAGAGAGAGACACGCUGGGACCUCGUGCUGCACUAGGGAAGCUACAACAGUGCUUUAAAGUUAUUGAAGUUAUUGACCGUGUUUAAGCAAUCGUUUGCUGUCUACGCCCAGAGGGCAUCGUGUUUUUCUUAUUUUGUAUUACUGAAUAAACGAGUGUCCCAGCAACAAGCCGACCCCUGCCUUCUUCCUUCCUAUUGAGACUGUGUUGAACCUUGUUACAGUGGUGCCGAAACCCGGGAAGGAAGAAGAGCAUCGCCGCCAUGCAAUCUCCGUCAGGUACGCCAUUUGCGGACAUCAUCCAGUCGCUCGCCGGUCUUCAUCAGGAACAACAUCAACACAUGCUGGCGAUCAAGGAGGAGCAGGACAAACGCUUCGAGGCGCUCCUCCGGGCCCAGCAUGAAGACCGCGAGCUAUUCCGGAGCUGGGUAGACCGGGAGGCCCGGGCCACCCCUUCGUUUAAAGACCAGACAUCUCCUCUGCCGCUCAACAAGAUGGGGCCUCAGGAUGACCCGGAGGCCUUCCUGGACCUGUUUGAAAAAUCGGCAGAGGCUCGAGGGUGGCCCCCUGCGGACUGGCCCCUGCGGCUCAUUCCCCUGCUGUCCGGGGAAGCGCAGGUGGCCGCUCACCAACUGCCAGUCCAAAACCUCCUGGCCUACCAGGACCUCAAGCGUGCCAUCCUCCAGCGGGUCGGUCGGACUCCGGAGCAACAUCGCCAGAGGUUCAGGACUCUAACCCUGGAAGAGUCUGGCCGGCCCUUCGUGAUGGCACAGCAGCUCCGGGAUUCCUGCCGCAAGUGGUUGAUGGCCGACAGUAGCGACGUCGAGGACGUGAUCGAUCGUGUGGUACUGGAGCAGUUCGUGGCCAAGCUGCCAAGGAAGACAGCGCAGUGGGUCCAGUGCCACCGCCCGACGUCGCUGAACCAGGCCAUCCAGCUGGCGGAAGACCAAAUGGUGGCGUGUCCAGGGGUCGGCGACCCCUUACCAUCUGCUUCUCUCUCUUCUUCUCUCUCCUCCCCUCCCCUCUCUCUCCCUAAAUCUGUCCCUCUCCCCAGGUCCCGUGGGGGGCUUCCGUCGAAGCUAGCCCCGAGGUGGAGGACGAAUUACGGGGCUGAGUCACCAGCAGGUCCCAGGGCUCCUCCCAGGGGUGGGACCUCGCCCAUGGGAUCCGUUCCCCAGGCCCCGGCCUCUCCGCUCUCUCCUCGCCAAUCGCUUGACCUACUUCCUGCCGCCAGGGUGGCGGUAAAGUCUGGGCCGGCCUGUUGGCGUUGCGGGGACCCAGGGCAUUUGAUCGAUAGGUGUCCGGUGAUGGAAGUGGGGACGUUGAUCCGGGUCCCCGACGCGCCAAAGGCUGCCCUCGAUCAGGCUGGCUUAUACCAAAUACCAUAAUUGGCGUGGAGAGACCGGAUAUAAGCCGAGUCACCGCAGAGAGAAGGAGAGAGAGACACGCUGGGACCUCGUGCUGCACUAGGGAAGCUACAACAGUGCUUUAAAGUUAUUGAAGUUAUUGACCGUGUUUAAGCAAUCGUUUGCUGUCUACGCCCAGAGGGCAUCGUGUUUUUCUUAUUUUGUAUUACUGAAUAAACGAGUGUCCCAGCAACAAGCCGACCCCUGCCUUCUUCCUUCCUAUUGAGACUGUGUUGAACCUUGUUACAAAU
This is a messenger RNA of Carassius gibelio (silver crucian carp), 1819 nucleotides long. RefSeq names its product putative SCAN domain-containing protein SCAND2P. The coding region runs from base 426 to 1550 and encodes 374 amino acids. Gene Ontology annotation, molecular function: zinc ion binding; nucleic acid binding. The record is from RefSeq and is a predicted model, not a curated record. Lineage: Eukaryota; Metazoa; Chordata; Actinopteri; Cypriniformes; Cyprinidae. The transcript is spliced from 2 exons.